CGUCUCCUCCACCUUCCCCACCGCCUGCCGCUCUUCCUCAUUCUCACCUAAUGGGAGCAAGAACAGUGCCCGAAAAAGGGCGCCCAAGGGUGAUGAGAGCAGGAACCUUUGCACGGGAGAUGGAGUCUGCAGCGCGUGCCCCUGCGACGGCGGACCCUGCACAGGUGCCGUCUUCUUCCCGCAUGUGCGUCGCCUCGUCAUGCCCCGGCGACUUCCUCCGGCCGCACGGCCGCAUCGGACCCAGCGUCUCCAGGGUGAGAGGAUUCCAGACUUCUGGUGGGGAGGAAGAACGCUGGGCUGUUGAUGGAGCCACUUCCAAAUCAUGUCAUGAUGCCGAUGAGGCAUGGCAUUGUUUCUUCUGCCGGGCGCCGGCAGCAUGACCUGAAGAUACGUAACUCAGGCAAUCUCUAUUGGUCUUGCUGGAUACACUCACGUAAAUAUCAUAUGCUAAUAAGUAUUUAAAUCUGUUAAGCAAUUCUUGUUUGGUUUUCCCUUUACUGUUAUGUGUGCUGAAUGGUAACUACUAAAGCAUGUUGGGUUUUCCCUUUACUCCAGGCUGGCCACUCGGCGCCGAGCGAGCAAGCUACCUGUUGUGGUGGCGGGGAAUGAUGAACACUGCCGGCAGUCACGGGCGCUCACCUUUUCCCUAACCAUCUAGGUUCUCCACUCUCUGAUCUGACUCCUCUCUCCCAUCUCUCUGCAGGAACACGGACGGUUUACAGGGGACCGACCCGGCGAUCAAGAAGGCGGUCAAUAUGAACCUUCUUCAAGUUUGGUGAUUUCACCACCUAAAAAAUUAGCUUUAUUAAGGGUGUGCCUGCUACUUUGUACAAAAAUGA
Lolium rigidum is the source of this 839-nucleotide messenger RNA. RefSeq lists its product as uncharacterized. Bases 51 to 380 code for a protein of 109 amino acids. Lineage: Eukaryota; Viridiplantae; Streptophyta; Magnoliopsida; Poales; Poaceae. The record is from RefSeq and is a predicted model, not a curated record. The transcript is spliced from 2 exons.